AUGACUGAAACCGCUUCCCUUUUCGAUACUGGUGGGUACAAUUACGAUGAUGUGGAGCCUCUUCCGAUUUCUGAUGAUCAAAGCGAUGGGCUGUGCCAAAUUCUGUAUGACGACGAGUACCGGCAAGUGAUGGGCAUUGCCAGGGCUCUUUUCAAGAAUCAGGAGGUCUCCGAUAGAGCUCUCCACGCAACUGCUGAGACGAUUGAGCUGGUUCCGGCGUUCUACACCAUGUGGAAUUACCGCUUCCAGAUCGUCAAACAGCUAUUUGGGACAGAUGAGGCCAAACUCAACGCAGAGCUCGAUUGGCUCGAUGAGUUCACUUUGAAUAACCCUAAGAAUUACCAGAUAUGGUCUUAUCGCCAGGCUCUGUUGGGUAUCCAUCCAAAUCCUGGAUUCCUUCGCGAACUACCCAUUUUACAAUCGAUGAUCGAUGAUGACACCAAAAAUUACCAUGUCUGGUCCUACCGUCGCUGGUGCGUGAACUUCUUUCAAGGAUUCGAGCACGAGUUGCCAUUCGCGUCCGCUCUAAUAUCGCGCGAUGUAUAUAACAACAGCGCUUGGUGUCAUCGAAUGUUCGUUCUUAAAUCCCAGUUCAAGUCACGGCCGCCAGCGGACCUCAUAACAACCGAACUUCAUUACACAAAGGCUAAAAUUGAGCUUGCGCCACAGAACAUCAGCUCGUGGAACUAUCUUCGCGGUCUUUAUUCGGAGUAUUUAGAAAAUACUUUUGAUCCCGAAAUUAUAGCUUUUGCAAGGAGUUUUGUUGCCGACGUUUUUGAGCUUCCACAAACGCCACCGCAAAUUUUAUCAUCAUAUGCUCUUGAAAUGCUUGCUUACAUUUACUCUCAAGACCUAGAAACCUUUGCUAAGGCUAGAUGUGCUUACAAGGCUUUAGCGAAUACCUAUGACCCUAUACGCAAGAAUUUUUGGGAUUUCAAAAUCCGUUCUCUGAAAGCCUGA
This is a messenger RNA of Lachancea lanzarotensis, 960 nucleotides long. RefSeq names its product LALA0S04e10088g1_1 (gene RAM2). Gene Ontology annotation, biological process: protein farnesylation; protein geranylgeranylation. The record is from RefSeq and is a predicted model, not a curated record. The coding region runs from base 1 to 960 and encodes 319 amino acids. Gene Ontology annotation, cellular component: cytoplasm; CAAX-protein geranylgeranyltransferase complex; protein farnesyltransferase complex. The transcript has a single exon. Gene Ontology annotation, molecular function: CAAX-protein geranylgeranyltransferase activity; protein farnesyltransferase activity. NCBI's taxonomy places the organism in Eukaryota, Fungi, Ascomycota, Saccharomycetes, Saccharomycetales, Saccharomycetaceae.